AUGUGGUGUGUAUUACCAGCAACAUUUCCUGAAAAUUAUGAAUUAAUAAUACAUGAUCCAUCACGUCCAAAAUUUGUUAUAUCUUAUCCAUGUAGUUUAUUAAAUUUAAUCAUUAAGGAUCAUUAUACAAAUGAUCAAUAUCAUGAAUUAGUUGAUAAAGAUAAACACAUUUAUGAAAUUCGUUCAGAAAAUUCAAUUUUUUUUUUUUAA
Molecule: messenger RNA, 210 nt
Organism: Rotaria sordida
Lineage: Eukaryota; Metazoa; Rotifera; Eurotatoria; Philodinida; Philodinidae
Source: the annotation of a GenBank genome assembly